AUGCGCUCCGUCAUACUCGGGCUGCCCUUUGUGGCGCUCGCCCUGGCCACUCCCGUGUCGAAUAGCAUCAGCAACAUCGACGGGACACCGGACGAUGUAGCGAAGGUUCUUGAGCGGGGGGCUCCGGGAGACUUCUUCAAAGAUGUCGCCGGGAUAAUCAAGAUCCUGGAAAAGGGUCUUCCCGCAGACAUCCCGAGCGAAGCGGCUGCGAUAGCGGCCGUCCUCGAACAGGGUCCUCCUCGAACACAAGCUUCCUCUGACGUAUACGAGAAACUGAGCUACUACGCACAAUUUCCAGGAUCUGCAACGGCAUGCGUCCACAAGCCUGCGGAAGGCGUGGUCGAGCAGCUUUACGUCAAUGAAACCACCACCGACACCCAGGCUAUGAUUUACCGACUCGAUUCCAGAAAGGAGUUGAUUCUAGCUAUUCCAGGGACCCAGAGCCAACAGGACUGGGAGACGGAUGAAAACUGGCGUCUGGUUGACUACAAGUCCUGCCAGUCCUGCAAAGCGCAUCACGGGUUCUUGACUGCCUGGGAUUCAAUCGUCGACCAGGUGGAGCGCGGGUUGGAGUCGGCUCUGCACUCAUAUCCAGGCUACUCGGUCACCAUCGUGGGCCACAGCCUCGGAGGCGCCCUCGCGGAGCUUGCCUUUGGCAGCUUGAAGCCAAAGCCGUUGAAUGUCACGCAGGUCAUCACCUAUGGCGCGCCGAGGGUCGGGAACGCAGGAUUUGCCAAUUACCUUGACAAGCUGGCGGGCGCGUCAAACUCGAAUGCCGGCAUUGCGUAUCGUGUGACGCACUAUGAUGACAUUGUUCCACACUUGCCCCCUUUCUUUCUUGGGUUUACUCACCCUAGGACCGAGUACUGGCAGUCUGCUGAUAAGCCCACCGAAGCCACGACGUAUAGGUGCAACGGCCGCGAGUCGCUGGACUGCAUCUUUGGCAAGGCGCCAUCAUCAAAAUCAGAUGCACAUGGUACUUAUGCUGGGAUGAAGGUUUUUUGCUAA
Molecule: messenger RNA, 1008 nt
Organism: Metarhizium brunneum ARSEF 3297
Lineage: Eukaryota; Fungi; Ascomycota; Sordariomycetes; Hypocreales; Clavicipitaceae
Product: Feruloyl esterase A
Biological process (GO): lipid metabolic process
Source: RefSeq, a predicted model, not a curated record